AUGUCAUUGUCCGACCCCUGGUUUCUGGCAGCUGUGAGCAGGGGAUACACUUUGCAGUUCCGACACCGGCCUAACAUGUUUACAGGAAUCCUUCCUACAGUUGUCAAGGAUCCAACCAGUUCUAUGGCCCUGUCGCUAGAAAUUUGUUCACUUUUGCAGGAAGGAGCCAUAGAAAAAGUUCAUCCCCUCAGUACAGAGGUUUUCUACCAGUUCUUUGACAUUCUUCCGUCUGUGAUGGAAGGAGACUGGUUUGUGGAACAAUGCCCCCAUUGUUCCACACUUUACAGGAAGUUCCUAAAAUUCAGCUUUCAGGACCAAGCAUACCAGUUCAGAGUUCUGCCAUUCGAUGAUUCUGCGGACGAGGAGCCCACCUCUCAGUCAGACCACAGUGAGAUCCAGGGCACUCUCAAGACUCUGGCCAGUAAGUUGGAUGACUUGAGCACGUGCAAUGACCUGAUAGCUAAGCACGGAGCAGCGCUGCAGCGGUCUCUGAGUGAGCUUGAGACCUUACGUGUGCCUCUGGAGGGAGGAGAGAAAAUCAAGGCUGUCAACGAGAGAGCCACCCUCUUUCGCAUCACCUCCAAUGCUAUGAUCAAUGCGUGCCGAGAUUUCUUGGACCUGGCAGAGAGCCACAGCCGCAGAUGGCAGCGAGUACUUCAGCAUGAGCGAGAGCAGCGCACCCACCUAGAGGAGACCAUCGAGCAGCUAGCUAAGCAGCACAACAGCCUGGAACGAGCCUGGAGAGAGGCCCCCGCGCACGCUGUCAACACGCCCAAUACACCCACCACCGACAAGGGAGUGAGUGAAAGGCCCAGGAAAGAGGAAGCGAGUGAUGAAGAUGAGGAUACAGAGUAUUUUGAUGCCAUGGAAGACUCACCUGCUUUUAUAACAGUGACUGCCACGGACCCCUCUCAACACAGGCGUUCUCAGUGUAAUCUCAGUGGUGCUAGCGGAGGACAGCCCAGUGACUGGAACCAGGAAGACAAUUGUUCUGUGAGCAGUAAUGAUUUUUCAGGCAAAGAGCUGCAGCCUCACAGAAAGAGGCGGACCCAGAUCCCAGAGAAGCCCAACUAUUCGCUCAAUCUGUGGAGCAUCAUGAAGAAUUGCAUUGGCAAAGAGCUCUCUAAGAUCCCAAUGCCUGUGAACUUCAACGAGCCCCUGUCCAUGCUGCAGCGCUUGACGGAAGAUUUGGAGUACCACGAGCUGCUGGAUAAGGCGGCGCGUUGUGAGAACUCUCUGGAGCAGAUGUGUUUGGUCGCAGCCUUUUCCGUCUCCUCAUACUCCACCACAGUGCACCGGACAGCCAAGCCCUUCAACCCCCUCCUGGGAGAGACCUAUGAACUGGACCGCCUGGAAGAAUUCGGCUACCGUUCCCUCUGUGAACAGGUCAGUCAUCAUCCACCGGCAGCUGCUCAUCAUGUGAUGUCACAGCGAGGCUGGACCCUGUGGCAGGAAAUUACCAUCGCUAGCAAGUUCCGUGGCAAAUACCUCUCCAUCAUGCCUCUGGGUGCAAUCCACCUACAGUUUCAUGCGAGUGGAAACCACUAUGUGUGGCGUAAAGUCACCUCCACCGUGCACAACAUCAUUGUGGGCAAACUGUGGAUUGAUCAGUCAGGAGAUAUUGAUAUAGUCAACCACAGGACCAAAGAGACCUGUCAGCUCAAGUUCUCUCCAUACAGCUACUUUUCAAGAGAAGUCCCACGAAAGGUCACAGGGGUGGUGAAGGACAGUGACGGCCAGGCCCACUACAUCCUGUCAGGUACAUGGGACGACAAGAUGGAGAGUGCCAAGAUUGUGCAGAGUAGCAGAGGAAGCAGCAGCUCUGAGGGCAAACAGAAGACUGUCUAUCAGACGCUCACACCCAAACUGCUGUGGAAGAAAUACCCUCUACCAGAGAAUGCUGAGAACAUGUACUAUUUCUCCUCUCUGGCUUUGACCCUGAAUGAGGAAGAGGAGGGUGUGUGUUGGACAGACAGUAGGCUGAGGCCAGACCAGCAGCUGAUGGAAGCGGGACGCUGGGACGAGGCCAACGUAGAGAAACAAAGGCUGGAGGAAAAACAGAGAGCCACAAGGAGGAGGAGAGAAGCUGAGGCCAGCAAGGCCAUAGACGAAGGACAGGACUUUGAGGGUUACAGGCCGCUGUGGUUCCACCAGAGGACAGAUGAAAUGACGGGAGAGACUAUCUACGUUUAUAAGGGGGGUUACUGGGAGGCCAAAGAAAGACAAGAAUGGAGUAUGUGUCCCGAUAUCUUCUGAACACACAAAUCAAUUGACUAACUCUGCAGAUAAAGACAAAAGAGGAAUAAACCCUCUACAUGGACUAAUCAGGGCCUUGGGACUGCAGAAGUAGUGGAGACAGGUUAUGAACACCUAUGCUGUUUGAUCUCUUAGUGUGUGUGUGUGUGUGUGUGUGUGUGUGUGUGUUUGCAGCCCAAUGACAUAUAUCUUUGCCUGACUCUCAAACAGACUACUAAAAUGGGAGAAUGGGAAAAUGUUCUCUCCGAAGUUCACUUCAAAGACAAGUGUGUGGGAGAAAUGCGCAGUUGAACUCUUCUAGCCAAGUGCCGCCCCAGUUUAUCUUCCAAAGCAAAUCAGGUUCUUUUUAUUCAGUACAACCCCAUCAUAAAUGCACUUUCCUCUCUUCCCAGCAUCUCUUACAGUGAAGUACACUGGACUGAGUCUUAUUUAUAAAGAGAUCAUAUCAAAGACGCUCCUCCCCGUCCCAUGCUGGCUUGGACAGCACAUGAACAAACACAUAUGAAGCAGAGACUCAACUCGACACAAUGCAGCUGCAACAUUUCUGUGAAUUAUCAGAUUGUUCAGCUUGUGUACUACGUUUAGUUUCAUUCAUAUCAACAACAAUACCAUAUUUGGGCAAAGGAAGUUCUUGUAUUUGUAUAUCCCAGAGAAUUACAGGAGCACAAUCAGGCUCUUUUAUUGGACACACAGCUGAAGACUUUCUCCCUGGCUCCGCCCACUUUGCACAACUAAUGGAAGUUAAAGGGGUCCUA
Sinocyclocheilus rhinocerous is the source of this 3011-nucleotide messenger RNA. RefSeq names its product oxysterol-binding protein 2-like. The transcript is spliced from 14 exons. Lineage: Eukaryota; Metazoa; Chordata; Actinopteri; Cypriniformes; Cyprinidae. The record is from RefSeq and is a predicted model, not a curated record. Gene Ontology annotation, molecular function: cholesterol binding. Gene Ontology annotation, cellular component: cytosol; plasma membrane; perinuclear endoplasmic reticulum. The coding region runs from base 1 to 2256 and encodes 751 amino acids.